AUGUCAGCGCACGUCGAAGUAGUCUCUACGGACCUGAGGAGGACGAAGGUCAAAGUUACGCCUGGAACCUACCUGGUCGAUGUUCUGGGAGAAGCUUGCCAAAAGUUCAACCUUAACAGUGACAAGUACCAACUUAAACACAAGCAGAAGCUCAUUGACUUGUCUGGCCCCUUUCGGACGUCAGGUCUUGUGUCAGGCGCCAAGCUCGAGCUCGUUCAAAAGUCCAAGAGCGCAGCAGUAGUAUCGAUAGCCCUCGAUGUUAACGGCCAGCGGUACACGAAGAAGCUAUCCAGCGACAUGAUGCUGUGGCAGGUCAUGCGCCAGUUCGAAGUUGCGGAGCAGGGGUUGAAUCUGACCGGCAGAGGCACUCCUAAGAGCAGUACCGGCCCUCAGGGAACCAGUGGCCAGUUGUACUUCGAGGCGCCGGUGGUGAACAUCAUGGGCAGGGACUACACUUCGAUGGAGGACCUACAGAAGACGCUCUCCCAAUGUGGUAUCAACUCUGGCAGCAUCGUUUUGCGGGUGUCCUUCCGCGACACAGACAAAACUCUGUACGACGCGAUGCAAGAUAUCGGCCAAUAUCUCAAGGAGGUGGAACCAAGUCAACCAAAGACGCAGACAGGCGAACCUUCAGCACCAGCGACUGGGUCAGCACCGGCGAUAGAGGAACCUAUAGAAGAUCUGACUCUAGCCGCUGGCCCGAAGCCGGUCAAAGAGAGUACGUUGGCAGAGCCAGAACUACAGGUGGGCUCGACAGAGGCAGCCAAAGCGGUGGCCCCGGUUGUCCCUGCUCCGGAACCAGUUGCGAAGACCGACCCGAUGGACAUCGUCGAUGAGGUGGUCCCUGCCCCUCCUGCUCCUCCGAUAGGGACUACGACGACCAUUGCUAGCGAGCCCAGCGACCCUCUCGAACCCACGGGCGUAUUCAACGCCCCGUCCUCUACCACUCCACUCGCCGCCCGGGUUCAGGUGGACGAUGCCGUGUACGAGCCAACCAUUGCCCACGCUCAGCUACGGCAACAACAGCUUUUGCAACGGGCGCAAAAUCAACGGCUCAAGUCCGAUGCUGAACUGGCGGCUGAUGCGGCGGAGGAAGCAGCUCGGCUGGCCAAGAUCACGAGUGUCGAUAUCAAGGUUCGUUUCCCGGACCAGACGUCGGCGCAGUGGACUGUCACGCCAGAGCAGACUGGCUCUUUCCUGUAUCAGGCCGUCAAGGGCGUCAUGGCCCAUCCGGACCAGCCUUUCCGUUUGAUCCUCCCCGGCACGCAUCCGAUCGUUGCUGUUCAAGAUGGCAACAAGAGGCUGGUGGCGGACUAUAAGCUCCGGGGAAGGGCGUUGUUGAAUCUGGUAUGGGAUGAUGCGGCGUCGGAGGAGGCGCGCAAGUCGUCAUUCUUGAAGGGCAGUGUGGCUAGCCGAGCGCAGGAGGUGGUGGUACCGGAUGUCUCACAGGUCGAGGGCGAGGACGAUAAGGAAGUCCAGGCUGGACCAUCAUCGAGUGGCCAAGAGGUUAAGCGAAAGGGUGAUCAUGGUCUGGAUUCCGAUGCUGUCAAGAAGAAGUUGGGCAAGUUGUUCAAGCUGCCUGGUAGGAAAUGA
Molecule: messenger RNA, 1593 nt
Organism: Sordaria macrospora k-hell
Lineage: Eukaryota; Fungi; Ascomycota; Sordariomycetes; Sordariales; Sordariaceae
Biological process (GO): intracellular protein transport
Cellular component (GO): vesicle membrane; nucleus; cytoplasm
Source: RefSeq, a predicted model, not a curated record